Molecule: messenger RNA, 1761 nt
Organism: Penicillium alfredii
Lineage: Eukaryota; Fungi; Ascomycota; Eurotiomycetes; Eurotiales; Aspergillaceae
Product: PAS-associated C-terminal
Exons: 5
Coding region: 1-1761 (586 amino acids)
Cellular component (GO): nucleus
Source: RefSeq, a predicted model, not a curated record
AUGUCUCACACAGAUCUUCAUGAGGGCCUCACCAGCUCCGAUGCAGAGUCGCUGCGCUCUUUCUCUUCGCCAAUCCCAGACUACCACGAAUGGGUCAGUGAGUCUGGACGAACAUCGAGAAACGAUCAACUCCUCGACGACUUCCCACACCCACCCAGUCGCACCAAAAACCUGGACGCCAUCGCCGAAGACACGGUGUAUCCCACGCCCAAACCCUCGCUAAAAAAUCUCCGUCGGCAUGCCACCGCCAAUGAACUCCCUCUCCUACAGCAAAUCAACCCGUACGAUGGGACAGACGAGUUCAACCCCGUCGAGGAAGACGGCGCGUCUUACGAUCUUAUCGCUCCCUUUGAGGGCUCCGAAGUGCCGCUCCACAAACUUGAGCGCUUGACGGAUGUAAUGUUUGGAUCGGACCAUAUGCUGACCAUCCUCAAUAACCCGCGGUAUCUGUCUCGCUUCCGAGAGUUUCUCAUUGAAGAGCGCCCGCGCUCGAUCGCCACGCUCACUUACUAUCUCAAUGCCGUCAAGGCCCUCAAGGCUAUUGAGUACGCCAAUGCCCUGGUGCGCUUGUCAGUCGAUGUACCUCCGCCAGCCGUCGAGACUGGCGAGGGUUCGGUUGGUGUGACUGCGAAUCAAGUCCUCGAGCAGCGAGUCAAGGAUGGACUGCAUGCUCUCACGGCAGAGGAGCUUCCUGCCUUUAUCACAUCCAGGUGUAUUACUAUUACGAGUCGCAUCGUCGAGGAGCGCGUCCGGGGAACACUCCCCAUGAAAUUCCGAAACACCUCCAAUGCAUUGGCCGAGGUCUUCUGUCUGACAGACCCGUCGCGGCCUGAUAACCCGAUUAUCUUCGCAUCCGAGGAAUUCCAUCGAACCACGCAGUACGGCAUGGACUAUGUACUUGGUCGCAAUUGUCGAUUCCUGCAAGGGCCAAAGACCAAUCCCAACAGCGUUCGUCGAAUCCGCGAAGCUCUCACAAUGGGCCGACACCACUCGGAGCUGUUCCUCAACUAUCGUCGCGACGGCUCCCCAUUCAUGAACCUCCUCCAAUGCGCACCACUCUGUGACAGCCAAGGCCGAGUCAAGUACUUCAUCGGCGCCCAGAUCGACGUAUCCGGCCUCGCCAUGGAUGGCGCGCAGAUGGAAUCGCUCAUGGAGCUCCAGUCGCAGUACCGCGACCCCGACGAAGAGAGUAUCGCAGAGAAGCCGGCGCAAGACGCGAAAGACGAGUUCCGAGAGCUGAGCGAGCUCUUUAGUCCUCGGGAGCUGGCCGCGGUCCAGGAACACGGCGGUGACCUCUUCCAGCCUCUCAAUACUCGCGCCAGCUCCCGUAGCCAGCGUACCUGGCUGCAGCGUGGGUCGUCGGUGGACAGCGAGGCGGAGGCAAUCCGUCUGCGCGAUUUGAAGUCGCCGUUUUUCAGGGGUUCGUUAACGGGUGUGUACGAGAAUUAUCUACUCGUCCGCCCCUAUCCAUCCCUCCGCAUCCUAUUCACAUCCCCGUCCCUCCAGAUCCCAGGCAUGCUGCAGUCCUCGUUCCUGUCGCGUAUCGGCAGCUCCACCGCCGUCAAGGACGAGCUCUCGCAGGCGAUGAUGGAGGGCCGCAGCGUGACGGCGCGCAUCAAGUGGGUGACACGGUUCAAUACCGAUGGCCGUAACCGCUGGGUGCAUUGCACGCCACUGAUCGCCAGCAACGGGCAGGUCGGGGUGUGGAUGGUGGUGAUUGUCGACGACCACGAGGAGCAGUUCAUCAACUGGAGGGCGUAG